This is a messenger RNA of Gongylonema pulchrum, 375 nucleotides long. The record is from the annotation of a GenBank genome assembly. NCBI's taxonomy places the organism in Eukaryota, Metazoa, Nematoda, Chromadorea, Rhabditida, Gongylonematidae.
UUUGAAUGUUGCGGUGUUCGAGGAUAUCGCGAUUGGCUCUAUUCAUCGUGGGGACGAGAUGUGCCCGGAAGAACCGAACUUGGUAUAGGUUAUUCGGACAUUGGCAAGGUGCCUCGAUCAUGCUGCAACGAGCAGGGCCUACGCGAUUAUCCGAUCGAUUGUGGACUGAGUUUCGAUAAACUUGAAUUAUGGACCUACGAACCAUUCAUGCAUACGAAGGGUUGCAGUGAAGCACUGUACGAUGCAGUAAACAGUCAUUUGGAUAUUGCAAUUGCAGUAUGCGUCAUUCUGGGCGCUAUUGAGGUACAAUUUGCUUUGAUCAGCUGCUGCUGCUGUUGUUGUUUCAUCUUUGUAGUAUCAAUUUUGCAUUGUUAG